CUCAUGUUUGCUUGUGGGCGAGGUUAACAUCUGCUUGCGCAUUGUGUUCACGGGUCAUGGCUAUCACAUGAGGAGCUUGAAGUGAAACAUGUAUAACUGCUAGAAGACAGCGUCACAACAAGAGCAAGAUGAUUGCUGUGUUGGUGCUGUUCAUGGCAGGGCUGGUCUCCAGUGCUGUAAUCUGUCCUGAUGGAACACACUGUCAGGACAAAAACACCUGCUGUCUAACUGAGACGGGAUAUGCCUGCUGCCCAUAUCCCAAUGCUGUCUGUUGUCUGGACAAGGCCCACUGUUGUCCAGAAGGCUACAAGUGUGACAUGCAGACUCAGCAUUGCGUGAAACAGGGGUUUCCAUGGUACAACUUCCCAAUGUCCCCUCAGAUAGCUUCUGAGGAAAAGCCCCCAUCUCCUGCAGUGGAUAUGCCCGUCCUCUCUGCAUCUGUGGUGCAUUGCGACAACUAUCAUGUUUGCCCUGAUGGUACAACAUGCUGCAGGACCCCCUCUGGCAUAUGGACCUGCUGCAUCUACAAUAUGGGCCAGUGCUGUCCUGAUGGCAUCCAUUGCUGUCCAUAUGGUUACCACUGUGACUACACAUCCACUCGCUGCCUGCAGGGAGAGCUGAGCCUGCCUGCUUCUCCUCGGAUACCUGCAACAUUCAACAGCACCAAGCAGGAUCAGUGCUGUCUGAGUGAGACGGGCUGCUGUCCCCGAGGGUUCCACUGUGAUGAGAAGAGCAGAACCUGUGUGAAUGACUUUGAAAUGGUGAUUCCAGUAGUUCCUCUGAUGCAGGCUUCAGACAGCCAGGUCCAGGCUGGGGUCAUACGCUGCAAUACCCGCUUCUACUGCCCAGCUGCAUACACCUGCUGCAGGACACCUACUGGCCAGUUUGGAUGUUGUCCAUAUCGUCUGGGUGUGUGCUGUAAGGAUGGAAAGCACUGCUGUGAUUUUGGCUACAAGUGCAACUCAUCAUCCUCCAACUGCAUGAAGGGCUACAAAAGCAUCCCUGCUCGCCUCAAGAAAAAGGCGCUGAUCCUCUAAACCCAUGCACUGAUAGAGAUCUCUAAAAGGAAGGCUAUUAUCCAUAUAAGGAAUAAAGCAAGGAGCAUGCACUGAUUGCAUUUAUUACUUUUUUGUGGUACAUUUUGCCUCUCUGAAUCAAUGUGUCUGCUUAUUUGUCAAUAAUCUUUAAUGUCGCAGGAGUUUUUCUUUCCCCAGAUUUUUUUGCUUUUGCUUGCAAAUCAAGAUUUUGCUUUUAGACUAAUAUAAGAAUUAUACACUCUGCCAUACAAUAUAAUGCAGUAGUUUAUCAGGCAGUAGUGUUUACAUACAUCACUGUUACUGCUUUAGAGUUGACCAUCACUUCAAAAUACCCAGCCAAGAGCAGCUCUGUAGUUACUGACCACUGAUGAAUGAAAGAUGUGCAGUGAUCAACACCAAUAAGGCUGAGUUGGUAUAAUAUGGCUGUAUAAUGUGAGAAAAAACAGUUGAAAUGCUCUGAUUUUUUUUUUUUUUUUUUACAUAAACUGCUACCAAAAUGUGCUCUGGUAUUCCUGUUAUAUCAUCCUAAUGAAUAAAGACAAAAUAAGCCAUGAUUGCUCAAA
Molecule: messenger RNA, 1600 nt
Organism: Pygocentrus nattereri (red-bellied piranha)
Lineage: Eukaryota; Metazoa; Chordata; Actinopteri; Characiformes; Serrasalmidae
Product: progranulin-like
Exons: 6
Coding region: 129-1037 (302 amino acids)
Cellular component (GO): extracellular region
Source: RefSeq, a predicted model, not a curated record